CAGAGAUGAUUCGUCAACAAACAAAAACGAAUUUAUUUUGAACCAAACCGGAUGUAUAUUUUAAACCGAAAUCAAACCGGGAAAACCUGUAUUGACGAGCCCUCUUCUUCUUCAGCUAGUGAGAGGCUGCCUCACUUGCUUGCUGGUUUGAUACUGCCAAGUUUUUCGCUUUCUCAGCUCUUCCUUCGAUGGUUGGUGCUUUGAAUAUCAUGUCAGAGACUGGUGAUUUAUGUGUAGAACUUCCCAAAGAUGAUCCCUUUUAUCACCACAAAAAGAAGUUCUUGAGUUGCAAAGGUUUAUGCGUAAAGGAAACAUUGAACCUCAGUGGAUCAUUAUCUCAACAACUGUUGAAUGCUGCAUUGGAAAAGUUGCUUCAUUUUGGACGAAUAGUUAAUCUCGAUAAGGUGGAAGUUUACUUUGGUGAGGAUGCUUGCACUCCUGCAGGAAUUUACAGUGUUAGAAACGAAAUCUCAGCUCUCAGCUGGAUCCUUUCGCUUAUACCGGUUUCUUGUAAGAUGCAAACACAAGUUGAUACCUUUGAAGCUCUACGAGCUGCUUUAAAAGGUAGAAUCAAUGAGGUUGUUGGAGCUGAAAAGGAGAAAGCUAGAGUUGUUGAUAGCUAUAGAUGCGAAAAGGAAAGCAAAUUAGUAGAAUGGGGUCAGGACAAUGGAGUCAAAACCAAAUUGCAGAUAGCUCAAAUUGAUGGCUAUGGACGAGGAGCUAUAGCUAGCGAAGACUUGAAAUUUGGCGAUGUUGCUUUAGAGAUUCCAGUCUCAAGUAUCAUUUCGGAGGAGUAUGUGUACAACUCCGACAUGUACCCAAUAUUGGAGACGUUUGAUGGCAUUACAUCUGAGACAAUGCUGCUCUUAUGGACCAUGAGGGAAAAGCAUAACCUGGACUCGAAAUUCAAACCAUACUUUGACUCUCUGCAAGAGAAUUUUUGUACCGGUUUGAGUUUUGGGGUUGAUGCAAUCAUGGAGCUUGAUGGUACAUUGCUUUUAGAUGAAAUAAUGCAAGCUAAAGAGCUUUUGCGUGAGAGGUAUGAUGAAUUGAUUCCUCUUUUAUCGAACCACCGGGAAGUAUUUCCACCGGAGCUCUAUACAUGGGAACAUUACUUAUGGGCUUGUGAGUUGUAUUACUCAAAUAGCAUGCAAAUCAAAUUCCCAGAUGGAAAGCUGAAGACUUGCUUGAUUCCUGUCGCCGGUUUUCUCAACCAUUCUAUAUACCCACACAUAGUGAAAUAUGGAAAAGUAGACAUUGAGACGAGUUCCUUGAAGUUCCCAGUCUCAAGGCCUUGCAACAAAGGGGAACAAUGUUUUCUUAGCUACGGAAACUACUCUAGUUCGCAUCUGUUAACAUUUUACGGAUUUCUACCAAAAGGGGAUAACCCGUAUGAUGUCAUUCCCUUAGAUUUUGAUGUCAUUGAUGAUGAAGACAUCGAGACCGAGUUUUCUUGGACAACUCACAUGUUACGCGGGACUUGGCUAUCGAGUAAUCACAACAUCUUCCACUACGGCUUGCCUACUCCAUUGUUGAACUACUUGCGCAAAGCUCAUGGUCUUGUUCAUCAUUCUGAAACAGAUUUAUGGAAGAACUUGGAAGUUGAGAUAGGAGUACUUGAGAAUCUCCAAUCCACAUUCGACGACAUGAUGCAAAAUCUUGGCGAUGCAGAUUCUAUCGACAGAGAAAACGCGGAUUGGGAUGUUAAACUAGCGAUGGAGUUCAAAGAGCGGCAGAGAAAGAUUGUCUCAUCCAUUCUUGAUUCAUGUUCUGCAGGUAUCAAACUAGUUCAAGAAUCCAUAACUAACCCACCGGUUUAGCUAAGGUAGAAUGAGAUGAGAACCUGAUCUUGGAUUCAGCUUAUACUGUAUUAUGAAAUGUAUCUUCUUGACAAAGUUAAAUUGUGUGAGUUAAAAGACUUUAGUUCAAUUUUAGUUACAUUUUAGUUACAUUUUAGUUACAUACUUCCUCUGUUUAAUCUCAUUAGACACCUCUUUUUUUCUUGCUUAUAUAAUUGCUUCAUAUCCACGUAAUCUCAUUAGACACCUCUUUAUAUAAUCUCAUUAGAAUUUAUAAAUUUAUGUACUUACGUACGUACGUACG
Arabidopsis thaliana (thale cress) is the source of this 2103-nucleotide messenger RNA. Its product is annotated as SET domain-containing protein. The transcript is spliced from 12 exons. NCBI's taxonomy places the organism in Eukaryota, Viridiplantae, Streptophyta, Magnoliopsida, Brassicales, Brassicaceae. The coding region runs from base 189 to 1820 and encodes 543 amino acids. The record is from RefSeq and is marked reviewed.